This is a messenger RNA of Prorocentrum cordatum, 378 nucleotides long. The record is from the annotation of a GenBank genome assembly. NCBI's taxonomy places the organism in Eukaryota, Dinophyceae, Prorocentrales, Prorocentraceae.
CAGCAGCACCGCGCGCCUCUCUCCAGCUUUUGGGUGGCAGUGUGGGCCUCGCGCCGUGUCCCGAACGCCGCCCCCUUGAUGUGGAAGGCACACUUCCAGGAUGGCGGCUUUAUUAUGGUGCCCUUCAAGACUGUGUGGCACGCGCUCCUGCUCAGCGCCAGCUGCCCAGGCGUUUUUGCCAGCAACAAGAAGAACAUUGCGGAAGCGGAGUCCACAGUACCGAUGUGGCUGCCCGCUGCUAUCGCGGGUGUCGUCUUGCUAAGCUUCGCUGUGAAGCAACUCGGCAUCGGCCAGUCUCGAGGUAAGCAGGGCGACAGCGACAGCGACAGCUCCGAAGACGAACGCAAGCCGAAGAACGACCACGCCAAGCGCCACUGA